This is a messenger RNA of Rotaria socialis, 1050 nucleotides long. The record is from the annotation of a GenBank genome assembly. NCBI's taxonomy places the organism in Eukaryota, Metazoa, Rotifera, Eurotatoria, Philodinida, Philodinidae.
AUGGAUUCUUCCAACUCAAAAUUAACAAAUCUUAUUGCAGAGCUUCACAAUCGAACAAAUGAAGCAAAGGCAACGUUUGAUCAAGCUAUUGCUGAGUUAGAACGACAAAAGGCUGAAAAUGAGAAAAUAUUCAAAGAAAAAAAGGAACAAUUAGCGAAUGAGCGACGAAAAUGGGAUGAAGAAAAAGCAAUAGUAGAGAAAUUAGCUGCUUCAGCAGGUCCUAUUGUGAAUUUGAAUGUUGGUGGUGAAACUAUAAGUACAUCAAGAGCAACAUUGAUUCUUAUCGAAGGAUCUUUACUUGCGACUAUGUUCUCAGGCAAAUGGGAAGAAAAAUUGAUAAAGGACGCAAAUGGUUCUAUAUUUCUGGAUUAUGAUCCAGUUUUAUUCAAAUUUCUUCUAAAUCAACUUCGUGCAUGGUCAGAACCAUCAAUAAAACGUAGUUUUCGCCUACCUGUUGGAUCUGAACAAUCAUUUUUGGAAUUGGUUCGUCUAUUGAAAUUCGAUGAACGAUUUAUUGAUGGAGGACAAAAUAAUAUUACUAGUGCUGCUACAGUCUUACAAUCAGAGCAGCGAGUAGAACGUUUUGGAACAGUCAGUAGUUCUGCUGUUCGAUUGACUGAUAAUAGUCGAACCUGUGAGAACACUGUUGAUAGUCAAUGGGCACACGUAUUCGGAACGCUGAAUUAUUCGACUGGAAUCCAUAGAAUUCGAUUGAAGUUAGAUAAAGGUACAACAACCAUUUUGAUAGGUAUUUGCAGUCAGAACAAACCACCUGCAGGCCCAUUGUUUUAUGACAAGCCAACAACACAUGGAUGGUUCAUACAUGGAUAUGUAGUGAAGAAUGGUCAAGGUUCUCAUCCAGGAUGGCCUCAAGUUAGUUUAGGCGAUAUUUUAGAACUGUCAGUUAAUUGUAAUGAACGAUUGUUGAGUAUUCUCAAUGAGAGGAGUCGAGCACAAAAUAGCAUGGAAGUUAAUAUUGCUGAAGCACCUUUUCCUUGGUGCCUUUAUAUUCUUUUUUAUGGCAAAGAAACCCAAGUUUCUCUUGUGUAA